This is a messenger RNA of Sporisorium graminicola, 1458 nucleotides long. RefSeq lists its product as uncharacterized. The transcript is spliced from 2 exons. Gene Ontology annotation, molecular function: cyclin-dependent protein serine/threonine kinase regulator activity; protein kinase binding. Gene Ontology annotation, biological process: regulation of cyclin-dependent protein serine/threonine kinase activity. The record is from RefSeq and is a predicted model, not a curated record. NCBI's taxonomy places the organism in Eukaryota, Fungi, Basidiomycota, Ustilaginomycetes, Ustilaginales, Ustilaginaceae. Gene Ontology annotation, cellular component: nucleus; cyclin-dependent protein kinase holoenzyme complex. Bases 1 to 1458 code for a protein of 485 amino acids.
AUGGCCGCCUCUGUCGCUUCUGCUUACAGCACCGCCUCUCACGGCUACCAGCCUAAGAUGGCAAGCGAAUCCAAGGCUGCUGCUUCGUCGAGCAAGCCUUCGUCGUCGUCAUCAAGAUCCGCCCAGCGAUCUGAACAGCAGGACCGAUUCUACGGCUACCGAGAAACGUCGGAGCUCUGCGAGAGAUUCAUUCUGUACCUCUUUGCCUGCCCCCUCGACUCGACCUCGGCUUCGGCCUCGCUGCCAGCAACGCAGAACGGUACACCAGCUCCUCGCCUCUCGGAGUUCAUCGCCUACGCUCUCUACAGGACGCGCCUCCCCGAGGCCGUCACCUUCCAGGCGCUGUACCUGCUACUGCGACUCAAGAUCCGCUUCCCUGCUGCACGCGGCUCGUCGGGACACCGUCUGUUCAUCUCUGCACUCAUGAUUGCCAGCAAGAGCAGCUGCGACGAUACGUACUCGAACAAGAGCUGGGCAAUCGUCGGCCAGGGUCUGUUUAGCUUGCGCGAGAUCAACCAGAUGGAGCGCGAGCUGUUUGGCUACCUUGGAUAUAAGGUCAACGUCUCGCCCGAGGAUCUCGAAGUGUUUACCUACGAGCUCGAGCAGGAUGUGGAUGGUGGUCGCAUCGACCUUGUGGUGCGCAAGAUCCUGGAGCUUAUGUCGAGGCGCAGCAGCGUCGACACGUCUUCAGUGUCUGAGUCGCCUCGCCAGCGAUCCGAGAGUGUCUCGAGCGUCAAGUCGUCGGCGCCACCUACGCCUGCGCUCGAAUCGUCGGGCUUCUCGUCGCCGUCGAUCGACUCGCACGCUGGCCCUCACCGCCUCUCAUCCGGUCGCCACUCAAGGCAGUCGAGCGUGUCGCACGCGUUUGGUUCGCGCGCCAGCAUCUCGGGCUACGCCGCCGCCGCGGCGCCUGCUUCGACCUCGACGGGCCAUAUCCCCAGCAGCACCUCGCUGCCCACUUCGACCGCCAUGGUCAAGAGCGCCAGCCACCGCCAGGAGAGGAGCGCCACCGCACCGAGCUUCAUCCACCCGUUCAUCAACACGGCACGCGAGAGGUGUCGCCCUUACACGACGCCCGUGCACAGCCUGCCUCUCUCGACAUCGUCUACCUUGUCGUCGUCGGCGUACUACUCGAACUCUCCCGCAGCGUCGAUCUCUUCGUCGUCGAUCUGCUCGUCCAUGUCGUACGCUCCCUCGACCGGCAUGUCGGCUACACCGUCGCCGUACGCUUCGCGCUCGAUCAUGAGCGGUCGCACCACGCCCGAUACCCCGCCCUCGGACCUCGAGUCGUCGCAGUGGGAGGAUGCGCGCUACUAUGGCGUUGACGCCAAGGUGGAGCUCAGCCCCACAUCGACUGUGGCAUACAAGCUCCCUCACCAGCCGGUGGCUCACGCUGGGUUUGGUCAGCACGCUUCGUCGGCUGCGGCGUACCUCCACCCGUACAGCUGGAGGUCGUAA